Ciona intestinalis (vase tunicate) is the source of this 2120-nucleotide messenger RNA. RefSeq names its product single-stranded DNA-binding protein 3. Gene Ontology annotation, cellular component: nucleus. Lineage: Eukaryota; Metazoa; Chordata; Ascidiacea; Phlebobranchia; Cionidae. The record is from RefSeq and is a predicted model, not a curated record. Gene Ontology annotation, molecular function: protein binding; single-stranded DNA binding. Gene Ontology annotation, biological process: positive regulation of transcription by RNA polymerase II.
UGAACUCUAACACAUUUAUUUAUUUAAACAGAAAUCUUCCUUCCCAUGUAUUAGUGCUGGUAUUGCAAUUUCAGUGAUAUUUUCUUGUAGAUAUAAAGAUUUAUGUACAGUAUACUACUGGUGGCGCUCGAAUGUUAACAUAACAACAUAAUGUAUGCAAAAGCAAAGAGUAGUGUUGUUCCAUCUGAUGCACAAGCAAGGGAAAAGUUGGCGAUGUACGUUUACGAAUAUCUGCUUCAUGUUGGAGCAGGAAAAGCAGCUCAUACAUUUCUUCAAGAGAUUGGCUGGGAGAAAAAUAUUGCGUUGGGAGAAUCUCCUGGUUUCUUACAUUCUUGGUGGUGUGUAUUUUGGGAUUUAUAUUGUGCAUCUCCUGAAAGAAGAGAUACAUGUGAACACAGUUCUGAAGCAAAAGCGUUCCAUGACUAUAGUGGAGCAGCGGCCCCCUCCCCCUUGAAUUCCAUGGCGCCAGAUGGGAUGCCACAGCCAGGAUUGCCUCCAGGAUACUUUCCUCCAGGAUCAGCAGCUUCUCCAUCGCCCCACCAUGGACAAGGCAUUAUGAGACAGCCUUUCAUGUCACCAAGAUAUCCACCAGGAGGGCCAAGAAUGCAGGGACCUGGUGGACCACAACCAAUGUUGCAAGGAAUAGAUCACACACGACAAGCUCAAAUGAUGAGUAUUUCACGAAUGGGACAUCCAAGGGGAAUCCCCCACGGAUCAAUAAAUCCAUACGCUGUAGGAUCGGAGCAAUUUCAGCAGCCCUACCCAGGAAUGCGCAUGGCAUCCGGCACAAUACCAGGCCACGGAACCAUAUCGAUGUCAAUGCACGGUCGAUGGCCCAACCCGUCAGGACCACCGGUCCCACCUACAUGUGGUCCACCAGGAACACCAAUGCGAAGUCCGCAGGGCCCCCGACCAACACAUAUGCACCCUGGUCCUCACGCGCACCGCUUUCCACACGACCCCAAGAACCCAGAUCCUUUAAACUCAGCGGAAUAUGCCCACAUGGGAAAACCGAUGCCGCACCAUCCCAUGCCCCCGUUUCCGAUGAGUAAUGUACAAGAUAACAACCUCCCACCAACUUCGAUACCGAUGUCGGCUGGCCUUGCAGUAUCGACACCUAACUUACCACCAAACCUUAACGGCAUGAACGGUUCUAGUGAUAAUGCCAUGAUGGAGGGCUUGAAGAGUUCCCCUAGCAACAACAUGCCAAUGAACAACCUUGGUGGUCCGGGAGCUUCUCAACCGAUGGGGCCACCUGGCGGACCAGGUGGUACACCACACACACCACAAGACGGCGAGGAAAACUCGUUUAACAUGGUGCCAUCGUUUCCUGAUCAGGAACAAAAUGAAAACGCGGCGAUUCUCAAGAUAAAAGAAAGCAUGCAACAAGAAGCGAAGCGGUUUGAAACCAAAGACUCUGAUGGAAAUGGACCGAGCGAAUUUACUGGGUUCAUGUCGUGAAACAAGCGCUUAUCACGUAACACAUGAAUACUUAGUUAUCACUUCGUGAUACUGUCUUACAAGACACUGCUGUAUCAUCCCAGCUGGCCAUACGUGAGACACAAAUCGGUUAACUGAACAAGAGUAAAAAACUUCAAACCUAUUCAGUAAUUCCUAUACAUUUUACCAUUGGCACAUCACAAUUUCUACUUAUUUUUUUGUAUUUAUUUCACGCGUUUGCCACGACGAACCAAUCUAUGUUUUAUGUUUGUGGUGCUCCUUGUGUAGCAAACCUGCAACUAAGCUCGGUGUAAGAGCGCCAAUAUAUCACGCUUUACACGAUAUCCCAGCCGGUAAAACACUGUGUAUUUUGUUCAGAACGAUGUAAAAAUGAAAUAUGUACACUCUGUGUGAACGGGCUUCCAUUUUAAAGUUGAUUUAAACAAGAUUUGUUUGUUGCACACAUCAAUCUUUUGUUUUACUUACAUUUUGUGCAUUCCCGCAUCGAAGAAAGUGAAUAUCUGGCUAUUGUUACGUCCUAUUGUUGUAAAGCGUUCUUUUGUAUAUUUUAUGAUGAUAUACGCGUUUCCUACCAACACUUAUCUCACCAAUAUAAUGUAUGUAUUUGUCCGUAACAUGCUGUCUUACAAUAAAAAUAAAUUACAGUGCUCCUUUGCAAA